This is a messenger RNA of Dovyalis caffra, 3387 nucleotides long. The record is from the annotation of a GenBank genome assembly. NCBI's taxonomy places the organism in Eukaryota, Viridiplantae, Streptophyta, Magnoliopsida, Malpighiales, Salicaceae.
AUGAAUUCUAGGACUGCGAUAUCUUGUGUCCUCUUUGCCAUUUCUGUGACGUUUUCAUCUCCUUGUUUAGCCAACUCAUCAAGAAAGCUGUGGCGAGAGAAAAACUGCAACAUGUACCAAGGACGUUGGGUUAAAGACAUGUCCUAUCCUCUCUACAAUUCAUCUGCCUGCCCUUUUAUUCGAAAGGAAUUUGAUUGUUCAAAGUAUAGUCGACCUGAUGAUCACCUCUACCUUCGAUAUAGAUGGCAGCCUAGUGAUUGCAACUUGCCAAGCCAGUGGAGAGAGCAAUGGCCAAACAUUAGCAACUGCGACAUGUACCGAGGAAGUUGGGUUCAUGACAAGUCGUAUCCUCUCUACAACUCAUCCGCCUGCCCUUACAUUCGUAAGGAAUUUCACUGCUUAAAAUAUGGUCGCCCUGAUCGCCUCUACCUUCAAUAUAGAUGGCAGCCUAAUGACUGUGACUUGCCCAGGUUUAAUGGUCAAGAUUUCCUGAAGAGGUUAAAGGGCAAGAAGAUUGUGUUUAUUGGGGAUUCUAUAACCAUCAACCAUUUCCAGUCACUGGUAUGCUUGCUUCACGCUGCUGUGCCUGAUUCCAAGAUCACAAUGAAGAAAAAACACUCUAUUAACACAGUGACAUUCCAUGAUUAUGGUGUGUCAGUAAUGCAGAUUAAUUCUCUUUACUUAGUCGACAUUGAACAAAAAAAGAUUGGCCGAGUCUUAAACCUCGAAUCAAUUAACCAAGGGAGUGUAUGGAAGGAUAUGGAUGUUUUGAUUUUCAAUACCGGGCUUUGGUGGUACCGGAAAGGACCUACAAAACGAUGGGAUUAUGUUCAAGAGGGUGACAAAAUACUUAAGGACAUGGAUCGUGCAGUAGCUUUUCGCAAAGGUUUAACAACAUGGGCAAAAUGGGUUGAUUCGGAUGUUGAUACAAAUAAAACUAAAGUUGUAUUUCAAGGAACUUCUCCUUCUCAUUACAACGGACAAGAGUGGAACAAACCAGGAGUGAUAGAUUGCGCGAACGAGACAGAGCCAAUGAGUGGAUCAACUUACCCCGGUGCUUCACCCUUAGUUUUGCAAGUAGUGGAACAAGUGUUGAGUAGAAUCAAGAAACCUGUUCAUUUGCUUAAUAUAACAACUCUUUCACAGCUAAGAAAAGAUGCACAUCCAAGCUCUUAUAAUGGUGUUAGGCCCAUGGACUGUACUCAUUGGUGUAUUGCAGGACUUCCAGACACUUGGAAUGAACUUCUCUACGCAGCUAUUUUGAAUGCUCUCAUUAGAGAUGCCGAGAGUGGCUUGUGUUCUCGGUCCAAGAACGCUUUUUUUCCUCAGGAAGCCGAAGCAAACUCAUCAAGCAAGCGAAGGAAGCAAUGCCAUAAAGAUAACGGCGACAUGUAUCGAGGGAGUUGGGUUCAGGACAAGUCGUAUCCUCUCUACAAUUCAUCGGCCUGCCCUUUCAUUCGCAAAGAAUUUGAUUGUUUAAAGUAUGGUCGCCCUGAUCAUCUCUACCUUCAAUAUAGAUGGCAGCCUAACGAUUGCAACUUGCCAAGAUUUGAUGGUCGAGGUUUCUUGAAGAUGUUAAAGGGCAAGAAGGUUAUGUUCGUAGGGGACUCUCUGAGUCUAAACAAUUUUCAGUCAAUGGUAUGCUUGCUCCAUGCAGCUGCGCCAGAUUCCAAUAUCACAAGUAGUGCAAAAAACUCUGUUACUACAGUGAUAUUCCAGGAUUAUGGAGUAUCAGUAAGUCAUUUUCAAUCUCCAUUCUUGGUAGACAUUGAACAAGAAGAAAUUGGCGGAGUUUUGAAACUUGAUUCCCUUAAGAACGGCAAUGUAUGGAAGAAAGCUGAUGUUCUGGUUUUCCACUCUUUCGGUUGGUGGUACCUAACAGGAUCUAAGCAACCAUGGGAUUAUAUUCAAGAAGGCAAGACUAAUUUCAAAGACAUGAAUCGUACGGUUGCUUUUCAGAAAGGUUUAAAAACAUGGGCAAAAUGGGUUGAUUCAGAUGUUGAUACACGUAAAACCAAAGUUAUUUUUCAAGGAAUUUCUCCCUCCCAUUACAAUGGCAGGGAUUGGAAUGAGCCGGGAGUGACAAAUUGUGCAAACCAGACAGAACCGAUGAGUGGAUCGACUUAUCCAAGUGGUUCGCCACCGGCGUUGCAAAUAGUGGAAGAUGUGUUGAGUUCUAUCAAGAAACCUGUUCAUUUGCUCAAUAUAACAACUCUCUCACAGCUAAGGAAAGACGCCCAUCCUAGCUCCUAUAAUGGCUUGGGAGGCAUGGAUUGCACUCAUUGGUGCAUUGCUGGACUCCCAGACACUUGGAUUCAACUUCUCUAUACAGUUCUUAUCAAUCAGAAUUGGGUUCAAGACAUGUCGUAUCCUCUCUACAAUUCAUCGGCCUGUCCUUUUAUUCGCAAGGAAUUUGAUUGUCUAAAAUAUGGUCGCCAAGAUCACCUCUACCUUCAAUAUAGAUGGCAGCCUAAUUCCUGUGACUUGCCCAGGUACAUUCGUUCAUCUCUCAAGCUCGGUUUCGAUCUUAACCGUCGAGGCAUUCUCUGGGAACCCAGCUUGGUUUUCGGGCUCAGGUCCAUUAUUUGUUUAAGGCUGCAGUCCAUUAUAGAAAACAAGUCAACAUCAACUACAAAUGCUGAGUGGCCCAAAUUUAAGUUUGCAAGGUUCGAUGGCAAAGAUUUCUUGAAGAAGUUUAAGGGCAACAAGAUUAUGUUUAUAGGCGACUCUGUUAGUCUCAACCAGUUCGAGUCACUGUUAUGCUUGCUUCACGCAGCUGUGCCUGAUUCCAAUAUCACAAAGGAGACAAAUGAGACUAUUAAUACAAUAACAUUCCAGUAUUCAAUACUUGGCUUUGGUGGUACCGGAGACGACCGAAGCAACCGUAUGAGCUCGUAUAACUUAGCAAAUGUAGUAGAUUUGAAAAUUCAGAGUAAUCAGCUAGCUAGUGUUAUUGAAUUUUCUGUUCCAAAUUUCAGAUGGGAUUACGUUCAAGAAGGUGAGACUAUACUUAAGGACAUGGAUCGUAUGGUGGCUUUUCGGAAAGGUUUAACAACCUGGGCAAAAUGGGUUGAUUCAGAUGUUGAUACAAGUAAAACCAAAGAAUGGGGCCAACCUGGAGUGACAAAUUGUGGAAAGGAGACAGAGCCGGUCAGUGGAUCAACUUACCCUGGUCGUUCACCAUUGGCGUUACAAGUAUUGGAAAAUGUGUUAAGUAGCAUCAAGAAACCUGUUCAUUUGCUUAAUAUAACAACUCUUUCACAGCUAAGAAAAGAUGGACAUCCUAGCUCACACAAUGGCUUUAGUGGCAUGGAUUGUACUCAUUGGUGUCUUGCAGGAGUUCCAGACACUUGGAAUGAACUUCUCUACACAGCUAUUAUCAGUUAG